Alternaria arborescens is the source of this 396-nucleotide messenger RNA. RefSeq lists its product as hypothetical. The record is from RefSeq and is a predicted model, not a curated record. Lineage: Eukaryota; Fungi; Ascomycota; Dothideomycetes; Pleosporales; Pleosporaceae. Bases 1 to 396 code for a protein of 131 amino acids. The transcript has a single exon.
AUGCCGAUCUCGAACUCAAAUUGCAUCCCUGAACCUCUGAAAACAACAGACAUAGAAGACUACGAAUAUAUGUUUACCAAUGCCAUCUGGAACACUACGCCAGAGCUUACAUUCGUUCAACCCAGCCAGGAAGCAUACUUUGAAAUUGCGCCUGCAUCGGCCGUACCUCCUUCGCUUCUCGAAGCACUUGAGAUCGAGAUCCACAGUCGCCUCACCUUCAUGUUCAACUGCAUGAACAGUGGGAUCCUUGACGAACUACCAGCCCUCAGCAGUGACCUCCAUUGGACACUUUGCGCUCUUUCGGAUGAUUAUCCCGUCUUAACCUUAUUAGACAGCCUAGGCGUAGCUGUAGAAAUUCUUGUUGAGCGGAUGGUAGCCUCUACUACUGCUUCUUAG